Hipposideros armiger (great roundleaf bat) is the source of this 2088-nucleotide messenger RNA. It is a transcript of the gene MGMT, whose product is annotated as O-6-methylguanine-DNA methyltransferase. The transcript has 6 exons. Gene Ontology annotation, biological process: DNA repair. Lineage: Eukaryota; Metazoa; Chordata; Mammalia; Chiroptera; Hipposideridae. Bases 159 to 740 code for a protein of 193 amino acids. Gene Ontology annotation, cellular component: nucleoplasm. The record is from RefSeq and is a predicted model, not a curated record. Gene Ontology annotation, molecular function: methylated-DNA-[protein]-cysteine S-methyltransferase activity.
CCGGACAUGCCCAGGCAUCCCGCGCUCCCCGAGAGCGUCACUCCGCUGCCUCGCCGCUGCUCGUGGUCGGCGUCGUGGGCAGUGCGCACGAAACUUUCGGAGCAAACGAGGCCCAGAGAAAAGAGGUAGACGCAGUGACACUGACUGUACUUGGGAGAAUGGCGAAGACCUGUGAAAUGACCUACAAAAUGGUGGCCAGCCCUUUGGGCGAGCUGGAGCUGUCUGGCUGUCGGCUGGGUCUGCACGGGAUCAGGCUGCUCGAAAGGAAGACCCCGGACGCCGGCCCCACGGAGGCCCCUGGUGCAGGCGACACGGCAGAGCCCCUCGUGCAGUGCGCAGCCUGGCUGGACGCCUACUUCCACGAGCCUUCAGCCCUCCCGGAGCUGCCCGUGCCUGCCCUUCACCAUCCCGUCUUCCAGCAAGACUCGUUCACCAGGCAGGUGUUGCGGACGCUGCUGAAGGCUGUGAAGUUCGGGGACGUGGUGACUUACCAGCAGCUGGCGGCCCUGGCGCGCAGCCCCAAGGCGGCGCGGGCGGUGGGCGGAGCCAUGCGGAGCAAUCCCGUCCCCAUCCUCAUCCCGUGCCAUCGAGUGGUCCUCAGCACUGGAGCCAUCGGCAACUACUCAGGUGGAGUGGCCGUAAAGAGGUGGCUUCUGGCCCACGAGGGCAGCCAGGCGUGGAAGCCGGCCACGGAGGGGGCUCCCGUCCAGCCAGAAGCUCCAGCCGGCCAGCAGAAUUGAGCGUGCGUGGUAGGAGUGGCUGUGUGAGCGACACGUAAACUGAAUGGCACGCCGGAAGUGGCUGUGCAGCGGCGCUGGUGUAUUAAAAGGCCCACUGUGUCCUAGGGGACGUGUGUGCCUGCCCUUUCUUGUUGCUCCGUGUUGCAGCAGCGCGAGUCCAGAAGGCCGGCCGGCGUGCGUGUCGUGUGUCCCCUUCUCUCACACUGUGUGGGUCCACUUCUAACGUCUGUUAAAACGGAUGAGCGAGUGGGCGGUCUGGGCCUGUGGGGGUGACCACCCUGGAAGGGGAGCAGCUGGCUCCUCGGACACCGCGCCUGCGCCCAGAGCCAGCUGCAGGCCGCUGGCCACCCGCAUUCUGCCCAGGCUGCAGCCGUGUGUCCCCGAAGCGGGCCACCCCAGCCAGUCCCCUGCCUUCCCUUCCCUCCCGGCGGUCAAAGCUGCUGCGUCCAUGGCUCGCCCUCACGCCUUGAUGAAGGAAGGGGGACAGCCGUGGAAAUGGGUGCUCACAGCGGUUUUCCAGCUGCCAGAAAAGCUCGUGCAAGACACCUCCAUUUUUUAUCUGUAUCGAUGGAAUAGAAAAUAACGACUUGCAAAAUGGGAAAAACAGGCCACUCUCUGGGCGUGGGUGUGGUGGAAGGAGUGCUUGUCUGAGGGAUGGUGUCGCCCCAGCCCCUCUCGGGCCGCUGCCGGCCUUGGCGCACUCUGAAUAGAAGAUGAUGAGGGUCCCCAGCGUCCCCAUCCCAGCACCCCAAGGUCGAGCCUAAAAGAGGUGACAUACGCAGGUGGGUCAGUUCAUGUCUCAGUGGCGGCGGGGAGGUUUCCAGCAUCCGUGCCCCACAGUCUGAUCCUUCAUUAUCAUGUUGUCAUCUUAGCUGUAUAAUUAACUGUGUCUGAAAGCAGAGGGGAAACUUGUAGCUAUGCGUGUGGAUAAAUAAAAUAGAGCCUAUGAUAUAUGGAGAAAAUAAACUAGACCCAGCUGUGCAAUAGAAAGCUGUAUUUUUGUCAAGGGUUCCUGUGACAGUAUAAACCACGGAAGAGAAACUCAAGUGGUUUGUAUGUGUCACCAGAACCCUAGAUAAAAAUACAGCCUUACAGUGCGUACGGGUCGGGUGUGCUUUAUAUUUCACGUUACCUCAACACCGACGAAAGAACAGGUACCCAACAUAAACAAACUUUAGGCUUUCCUCACCAACUUAAGAUUUAUCGUACCCUUUUCUUCCAUCUACCAGAUUAACUCGGGAUUUUCUUCCCCUUGAAAAUAAACCGAUAGGAGCAUUCCCAUCAUCUUCUGACCUGGCGGCUUCUCAGUGCUUUCGUUGCGAAGCGAGCUAAGUCAUAUUCCUGCAGU